AUGAAUCAUGAUCAUCAUAGAAGAAUUAUUAGACAGCACUCUUUCAAUAACAUCAUUCCUCAACCAUUUCCUACAACCUUGGGCUCCACUACCACCACACUUCCCCCUGUAUCCAAUCCAUAUCUUAAUGCUGCUGCCGCUGCUGCCGCUGCUGCUUCAGCAACGGUAUCUUCAGCUCAAGGCACUGUAUAUCCUGAAAUAUCAACCCAUAUAUUGCAUUCUACCUCACCAGAUGAAUUACGAGAAAGUCUAUUACAGUUUGCCCAUAAUCUGUAUUCAACUGCACCCCAAAACCCUUAUCUGCUACCUCUACUUCAUUCAUUACACGAUGCAUUUCCAAACCACCUGCCUACCAUUCUGCUAUUGGCUUGCGUUUACUAUUCUUAUCAGGAUUAUGCAUCGUCACUUCGAUUUAAUCAACUCAUCUUGAAACAUGAUGCAAACUAUGUAGAGGCAAUGAGCAACAUUGGUACAACACUUAGAACAAUGGGCAAAGCAGCUGAGGCAGAAAGAUGGUGGUACCAAGCCGUUAAACUACGACCCGGAUACUGGGAUGCAGUAGAAAAUCUUGUAGGCGUGUUGUGCGCCAAAGUGGACGAUCGAGCUGAAGGAGAUAAUCCUCGAUACAAAGAAGCAUUGACCGUAUGUGAAUUUGUGGAAAAAUACUUUUACAGCACAAGUCCAACAGAGCCUCUGAAGAUACCAAAACAGCUUCCUCCUCAUCAAUUACCUCGAUUGCAAAAUUUGUUUUAUGCAAAGGGAAACUUAAAGUAUGCCUUAGGUGAUAUCCAGGGGGCCCAGCGGGAAUAUGAAAAAGGUCUAGAGCUUGCCUUUAACGGUGUAGGCUAUUCAAGCCUUUGCAAACUGAUCGCAUUCACCUGUUCAGGAGGCAUGCUUCCUGCCUCUUCUACUGCGAAUGCUGUGCCACUCGUUUUACUACAACCGGAUCAAGCUGCCCGUAUCUUGCACAUGAUCUUUCCUACAUACAAUGGCAUGUUGCCUAGUUUGACAAACAUCAAUUACUCUGCAAACUCGAAACCAGGCGCCGGUAGCAUUCCAGGUACAGACAUUACUUCCGCUAUUCAACAAACAAAUCAGACGACUGCAACUAUUCUCUUGACCUUGGCCAAGUUAUUCCAGGAUAUGAUGAAUCCCACAACUCCAGUUUUGAUAGCUGCUGCUGCUGCUGCUCCAUCUCCCGGUUGCACUGCGCCUACACUACCAACCCUACUUCCUCUUUAUUAUCUGAGCUUGGCUCUCAACCCAAGUCCUUCAACAGCCAAUAAUUUGGGAAUCAUUCUGAGCAACAUCCCUGGUGCUAUUGCGGCAUCUGCUAUUAAACCUGCUGCGUCUUCAACCACACCGCUGACCGGCACUAUGUUGGCCAUGCAGUACUAUAUGUACGGCCUUCAAUUAGAUCCACGUCACCCUCACCUCUACACCAACCUAGGCUCACUGCUAAAGGACAUGGGUCACCUGAAUGAAGCAGUAGCAAUGUAUGAAAAGGCUGUCGAGUACAAUCCACGAUUUGACGUUGCUCUUGCGAAUCUCGGUAAUGCUAUUAAAGAUAUGGGACGUGUUCAAGACUCGGUUCAAUGGUAUCGCCGUGCAGUGGAGGUGAAUCCUAACUUUGUGGACGCCAUCUGUGGUCUGGCCAAUUCAUUGAACGCUGUCUGCGAUUGGCGUGGUCGUGGUACGUCAGGAGAGGAGCCUGGUGUUGAUCAAGUUGGACAUUAUUUUGUUCCUUCAGGAAGCAAUGCCCGCUCUGGAUGGAUUGGACGUGUGGUAGACAUUGUGGAAAAGCAACUGGACGAAGGGGCCAUCUGGGGCGCUGGUAUUUUAAAGUUAACAGUUGAAGCAGAUACAAAAAAGACACUGGGCGAACACUUGGUAGAACUGCUAUUGAUCGCUACAGGAAAGCACUUACUGGACGCAAGUAAACUUGAGCAAAUAACCAAACUCUGGAGAUCUCGUCUACUCUAUUAUGCAGAUCAAAGCAGCACUAGCAAGCGAGACGAGGGUGGAUGGUUAAUCCGGUUGGUUGAACGAAUCCUUAGAAGAUUACAACGCAAUUGGUAUAUUGAGACAUAUGGUCAUACUGUUAAGCAGUUGGCACAAAAGUACGCUCGGCCGAUGCUUCCUUCCAGCUUGCCGCCUCCCCCAGUUCCUACUGUCUUACCGUUUCAUACAUUUACUUAUCCAUUAAACGCUCGUCAAAUCAGACUCAUCUCGCAUCGAAACGCAUUACGUGUUUCUCAUAUAGCAUUAACCUCAUCCUGGGUCCCUGCUCAUGUCUACCCGCCGCCUCCUCCGCCAUCACCACGUCUCAAGCUAGGCUAUGUAUCAUCCGACUUCAAUAAUCACCCUCUCUCACACCUCAUGCAAUCCGUGUUUGGUUUUCAUGACCGAAGCAAGUACCAAGUAUUUUGCUAUGCAACGACACCCAGCGACAACUCACCUUAUCGACAAAAGAUCGAACGUGAAUCUGAAAGCUUUUUGGAUGUGUCGACUUGGACGAACGAGCAAGUGAUUCAAAAGAUUAUUGCAGAUGGUAUACAUGUCCUGAUCAACCUGAAUGGAUACACAAAGGGAGCUCGUAACGAAAUAUUUGCGGCACGCCCCUGUCCGGUUCAAUGUUCAUUCAUGGGGUUUGCUGGUACAUUAGGUGGAGGAUGGUGUGAUUGGAUCAUUGCUGACCCUAUUGUCUGUCCACCGGAGAUGGUAAGCGGCGAAGUAUGGCGUCGAAGGAAAAAACAUGCGGCGUCAGAGGCCACACCUAAUGGCGAUUUUGAAGGCGACGUUGAUCCUGAAGAAGACACAAAUGACUUUGUAUAUACAGAAAAGUUUAUCUACAUGCCUCAUUCCUACUUUGUCAAUGACCACAAGCAGGGUUUUCGAGACGAUCAGCACCAGGAAACAGAAACCUAUAAAGACAAGGAAAUCUUAUGGGCAGCUGAAGAAGAUAAGAGGUGGAAGAUGCGCCAUGAAGUCUUUCCAAACCUUCCAGACGACGUUGUUAUUUUUGCAAACUUUAAUCAGCUUUACAAAUUAGAGCCAAGCACGUUCAGGCUAUGGCUCCGGAUCUUGGAAAGAGUACCGAAUUCGAUUCUUUGGUUACUUAGGUUUCCGCCUGCUGGAGAACACCAUCUGCGAAAUUGGGCAGUCGAAUGGGGAGGACCACAAGUCGCCCAACGUGUGAUAUUUACGGAUGUAGCACCUAAGCAUAUCCAUAUCCAUCGUGGACGUGUUGCUGACAUAUUUUUAGAUACGCCUGAGUGUAAUGCACACACCACAGCAGCCGAUAUCCUGUGGUCUGGCACGCCUAUAGUAACAUACCCAAAGUAUCCUCACAAAAUGUGCUCUCGUGUAGGGGCGAGUAUUGCGAUGGCCACUGGUUAUGGAGAAGAGAUGAUUGUUACGGACGAGCAGCAGUACGAAGCUAAAGCUGUAGAACUAGCAUCAAGUCUCACCUACACUUACACACCAGCACCUGGUUCCAAUAUCAUUCAACGACGUGGCCAUGGCAAACUAAUGGAUUUACGAAAACGGCUAUUCUUGACUAGAGAGCAUUCUCGCCUCUUUGACACUUUACGCUGGACACAAAAUUUGGAAAAAGGCUACGAUGAAGCUUGGAGGCGUUGGGUGACUGCAGAAGAAUUUGAAGAUAUCUCUGUAAAGACGUCUUCCUCUGGCUGUAUUUGGAUUACGGAUCCAGAUGAUUCUAAUGGUACACAUACAUAG
Molecule: messenger RNA, 3741 nt
Organism: Rhizopus microsporus ATCC 52813
Lineage: Eukaryota; Fungi; Mucoromycota; Mucoromycetes; Mucorales; Rhizopodaceae
Exons: 2
Coding region: 1-3741 (1246 amino acids)
Biological process (GO): protein O-linked glycosylation
Molecular function (GO): protein binding; glycosyltransferase activity
Source: RefSeq, a predicted model, not a curated record